This is a messenger RNA of Colletotrichum paranaense, 900 nucleotides long. RefSeq lists its product as uncharacterized. The transcript has 2 exons. Lineage: Eukaryota; Fungi; Ascomycota; Sordariomycetes; Glomerellales; Glomerellaceae. Bases 1 to 900 code for a protein of 299 amino acids. The record is from RefSeq and is a predicted model, not a curated record.
AUGGCGACAGUGCAUGUCCAACUAGAAGACCCCGGUGCGCCUCCCUUCGCCGCCAGAGUCGUCGAGAUACUCAAUUUGGUCUUCGGCUCGAAUAAUACUAUCUCAGCGGAAAAGGCCGCCGCGGCAAUAAACUCGCUUUUCAUUUCGGAUUACGAAGAACAUGGCACAGCAGGUUCUUUCCUCUGGUGGUUCUGGGACCUCAUGCACGAUCUAGCCCGCCAGAUCCCCUACGACCGGCGUGAGCAAGAUCAGCUGGCGGCAGUCAUCGAGGCGCUCACCGGUCUUCCAACCAAAAGCGUAAUUCUGGGCGAAGAAUGGGGAGGUGCAGGUGACAGCUCGGUCGAUGUGUGGAAGAGCCUAACCAUCUUCGCGAAUACCUUCAACGAGACGCUCAGUGACGGUGAUUCAAGAGCUCCCAGUGAAGAAGCAAGAAAAGAUCGCCAGGUGAACCUGCAAGCUUACGCAGCCCGAGUCGCAGGCCUAGGCCUCGUCCCCCUAGAAACAAACGCCAUCUGGGCGCUCGUAGACGCUCUAGAAGGCACCGUCAAGCCCGUUCGCGGCGCUCCAGACGAGAUCGACUCAGAUCCAGCCGCCGUAGAGGAUAUCACACACAAGACACGUAUCGCCGCAGCCUGGAUGAUCCACGCCGGCCACCUCUUACACGGGCGCAAUGAGGUGGUGAGCGGGGCAACAGCUGGACCCCUGUGGAAGCUCGAUAAGAAGGAAGCUGUGAAGUUGAGGCGCAAGUUCAAGGGGACUGAUGGGCUUUGUGCCGAGCGGUGGCAGCUGUGGAAGGAGAGGUUUGCGGUUAUUCGAGAUGCUGAGGGGCUUGAUGAGGGGGCGCGGAGGGAUGCUGGCGAUGCUUACACAGCAAUGGAGAAGAUUGAGAAGAGAUUGUAG